UGGCCGGACGUGGGGUGGCAAGAGAGGACAGAGGACACCGUGGGUUUCGAGCGCCUUAGGCUGGAGCCGGGGCUCAAGAACGAGCUUCCCUGAGGGGCACUCCUUCAGCGGGGUUUAGAGGAAUCGAACUGAGUGUCCUGGCGGGACCUGCUUUCAGCACCAGAGUCCCAGACCAGCCACAGCGUGACCAGUGGCUGCAGACUUGAUCUGUGACUCUGUGUGUGUGUGCGUGUGUGCGUGUGCGUGUGGUGUUUGUAAGGACGGGUCACAUUGUGCUUGUAGCCUAGGUUGGCCUUGGAUUCAGCAGCCCUGCCUCUGCCUUCCUCGUACUAACACAGGUGUGAGCCACUGCGCGUACCUCAUCCUCUAGCUUCUUUGGGUAAUUGGCCAAAUCAGCUACCCAGGAGCUUUGCUCGCUCUCUGUCACAAUUGGACACACUCUAGCCCAAUCGAAGGGAUGGGUUAGUGUAGCCCUACUUCUCCGGAAGACAGGCGGCCAAGUGGAGCCUGGAGCUCCAUGCUCUUUUGUCUGAGACACAAGUUCUCAGUGUUGAAGUACAAGUUGCUCAGUGGCACUUUGUAAAGCGAGGUUUACAAAGCUGCCUCAAGGCCCCGGCAGUGGCGGGUACACAGGUAGAACCCGCCCCGGCUAUGUCCUCUGUCCAGCCUCCACCAAGCUUGGGAUUGCUCUGGCUCACCACUGGAUGGAGUAGCUUAUGGCCUGGGGGACUCUUGAGUUCUGGUGCCAGAGCUUUGUGUCCUCAGCAGAAAGCAUGUGCUCCAGCCAGCUUCCCUCCUGCCCUGUGCAGAGAGUGUGUGUGUUGCAUCCGUACUGGUGUGUGUGCAUGUGUGGAAGCCAGGUGUCUGACGUGUAUUCCUCCAUCACUCACCCUAUGAAGCCAAAGUUCACAGAUUCAGCCAGGCACCUGUCUCUGCCUUCUGAGUGCUGGGAUUACUGACAACCCACCAUGGCUGCCCAGCACCAGAUCUUGCAUCCUCAGCCUCCUCACACUUGGCACUGCCAGCCUGAGCCACCCCACCCCAUCCUUACUGCUUCUUGGCACUCAUUUGAACCCAUUGCAGUGUAUUGUAGGACACGUCUUUCCUCACACUGGAGUGGCCCUCGCAUAGGCAGCCCAGCUCUGCACGCUCGUGGUGAACCCGCUGAGGAAAUGGACUUGGACCAGCUGGACCUAAACCCCAGAAUUACUGCUGCGAUUAAGAAGGGCAGACUGAAGUCAGUGAAGGAGGUUCUGCACUACUCGGGACCAGACUUGCAGCGGCUCACCAGCCUGCCCAGCCACGAUGUGCAGCACCUGCUGAGAGCAGCCUCUCUACACGUUCGGGGAAGCCGCGUCCUUACAGCACUGCAUCUGUUCCAGCAGAGGGAGAGCUUUCCUGAGCAGCAUCAACGCCUGAGCCUAGGCUGCCCUGUCCUCGAUCAGUUCCUGGGUGGAGGCCUGCCCCUGGAGGGCAUCACUGGCCUGGCUGGCCGCAGCUCAGCAGGAAAGACCCAGCUGGCGCUACAGCUCUGCCUGGCUGUGCAGUUCCCACGACAAUAUGGAGGCCUUGAGGCUGGAGCUGUCUAUAUCUGCACAGAGGACGCCUUCCCCAGCAAGCGGCUCUGGCAGCUCAUCGAGCAGCAGCACAGGCUGCGGACAGACGUGCCCGGGGAGCUGCUACAGAGGAUCAGGUUCAGCAACCACAUCUUCAUUGAGCAUGCGGCUGAUGUGGACACCUUGUUGGAGUGUGUGAAUAAGAAGGUCCCUGUUCUGCUGUCAAGGGGCAUGGCCCGCCUGGUGGUGGUUGACUCCAUUGCAGCCCCAUUUCGCUGUGAGUUCCAUCUGCAGGCCUCAGCUGUCAGGGCGAAGCACCUGCACUCGCUGGGGGCCACACUUCGAAGACUGAGCAGCGCCUUCCAGAGCCCAGUGCUGUGCAUCAACCAGGUGACAGAAACGGUGGAGGACCAGGAGUCUGUGCCCAGGUCACUAGGGGCUUGGGAGGACCGCCUCUCUCCAGCCCUUGGCAUCACCUGGGCUAACCAGCUCCUGAUGAGACUGAUGGUUGACCGGAUCCAUGAGGACAAUGUUACCACAGGCUUGCCCAGAAGCCCAGCUCGGACUCUCCGAGUGCUCUUCGCCCCCCACCUACCCCUCUCCUCCUGCUGCUACACAGUCAGUGGGGAAGGCGUUAGAGGGGUGCCAGGGACAGAGUCCUGCUGACAGUGGGGCCAGUAGAUCAGCCAGACCAGGCCCCUGAUGCUGAUGACUCCUUCCACCAACCCGUCAGUCAGUGGCCCCGGUGAGCAGCCUGACGGUCAGUCAGGAGCUGCUGCUCUCUCCUCCCUAGGCUUCACUUACUGGUGAACCUUGGGGUUUGGCCUCACACUACCCAUUAGAGGAUGAUCGACCAACAGGAGCUCUGGCAGCCCUGAGGGUGUCUCCCUAGGACACCAGAAUGACAAGACUCAGCUCUUCUCUCUUCUGCUUUCUGCCUGGGACUCAGCAGCUUGGGGGGGCCUCCCCUCCUGCAAGGUGGUCUUAACUUCCCCAACCCCCGCUACACACACACACACACACACACACACACACACACACACACACACACGCAUGCGCAGUAACACCCGUCACUCAGGCCAAACAUGGCUUGCAGUGAGGUACUCCCUCACUGUGCUCCUCCCCACACAUAUACAACAUCUUGGGGCACAGUGGCGAAAACGGUCUGAGGAGGGGAGACGAGCCCGGCCCAACUCAGCUGCCUAAGCUAAGUGGCUUUGGGCAACUUAUGAAAGUGACACUAGGAAACAGGUUUGUGUGCUCACUGAGGCCUGGCUAGUGUACCCAGCAACUCCGACUGGGCAGUGCCUCCAGGCUGGAAGGCACAAAGCACUCACCAGGACCCACGUGUCCUGCUCAGCCAGCAGGCAGCCUCCUGGUAACAUGUGCUCUGGACUCAGAAUUAACACCUUGUAGGCUUGCGGCCCAGCAGUAACCAAUGAGACGGGGCUGUGGUGUUGAAGGCCUGUGCUUCUAGGUCCUGCCAGGUAGCAGACUCCCACCAGCAAAUGUGCCAGUGGGCCCUCACCAAGGAGUCCUGUUGCUCCAGUAGUAUCUAACUCCUCAAACCAGGACAUACACUGUCACUGUCCCCACUCAAAUAGGGAAAACAGUCCACUUAUGGUGUAUACCAUGACAUCUUCAAGGUGGCUUAUGAGCUAAUCAUUUCAAAGCCCCUUGGGGCUCCUACCUCCCUUUUAGCAAUCCAGCAGACUAAACCUAGGGCCUCCUGAUGCAAGUGUUCUACCCUGAGCUACAACCCACUGACACGGCCUGAGAAUUGAGGGCACCAACGUAAAUGAGGGGAUACACAGCUGCUUGGGUGGAGUUGGUUCAUAUAAAACAGCUUCUCUGCAAAACUGGAGGGCUUUAUACCAGGAAAUAAAACUAUUUUUGUAACAAAGUA
Messenger RNA from Mastomys coucha (southern multimammate mouse), 3462 nucleotides. RefSeq names its product X-ray repair cross complementing 3 (gene Xrcc3). Gene Ontology annotation, cellular component: Rad51C-XRCC3 complex; replication fork. Gene Ontology annotation, molecular function: four-way junction DNA binding; ATP-dependent DNA damage sensor activity; ATP binding. Gene Ontology annotation, biological process: resolution of mitotic recombination intermediates; t-circle formation; double-strand break repair via synthesis-dependent strand annealing. The record is from RefSeq and is a predicted model, not a curated record. The transcript has 8 exons. The coding region runs from base 969 to 2222 and encodes 417 amino acids. Lineage: Eukaryota; Metazoa; Chordata; Mammalia; Rodentia; Muridae.